Molecule: messenger RNA, 2343 nt
Organism: Glycine soja
Lineage: Eukaryota; Viridiplantae; Streptophyta; Magnoliopsida; Fabales; Fabaceae
Product: protein RBL-like
Exons: 6
Coding region: 121-1737 (538 amino acids)
Cellular component (GO): Set1C/COMPASS complex
Molecular function (GO): protein binding
Source: RefSeq, a predicted model, not a curated record
UUUCUCGCUCAUUCCCUCUUUCUUUCCCUCAUUUUUUCAAUUUUGCUGCUCUCUCUUCCCUUUUUUUCUCUGCUACACUUGUGUUGUGCAUCUUGACACUCUCUCCAGCAACAACAAACCAUGAACGCCUCCAUCAUUGAUCCAUUGCAGGGCGAUUUCCCAGAAGUGAUAGAGGAGUAUUUGGAACAUGGCUGUAUGAAAUGCAUUGCCUUCAAUCGCCGUGGCACCCUUCUUGCUGCUGGAUGCAAUGAUGGAAGUUGUGUUAUUUGGGAUUUUGAAACCCGAGGCAUUGCUAAAAUUCUGCGUGAUGAUGAAUGUUCUUCUCCCAUAACCAGCAUUUGCUGGUCAAAGUAUGGUCAUCGAAUUCUUGUAUCUGCUGCUGAUAAAUCAUUGUUAUUGUGGGAUGUUAUGAGUGGUAAGAAAAUAACGCGGAUAGUUCUGCAACAAACCCCUCUACAAGCUCGUCUUCAUCCAGGAUCCUCGACCCCGUCUCUCUGCUUAGCAUGUCCUCUUUCAUGUGCUCCAAUGAUUGUUGACCUGAAUACAGGAGACACAACUUUACUUAAAGUUUCUGUCUCAGAGACAUGCAAUGGACCAACCCCUCCUUCACGUAAUAAAUGUUCUGAUGGAAUUACCUCCUUCACACCAACUGCUGCUUGUUUUAAUAAGUAUGGGACUCUGGUUUAUGUGGGAAACUCAAAAGGGGAAAUUCUUGUCAUUGAUUACAAAAAUGGUGACGUGCGUGCUGUAGUUCCGAUCUCUGGUGGUUCUGUUGUAAAGAACAUUGUGUUCAGCAGGAAUGGGCAGUAUCUGCUCACGAAUUCAAAUGAUCGAAUAAUACGAAUCUAUGAAAACCUUCUGCCUCUGAAAGAUGAAGUCAGAGCCCUUGAUGACCUGAGUGGGAGCCACAACGAUCUAAAUAAUAUUGAGAAUUUGAAGGCUGUUGGAUCAAAAUGUUUAACUUUAUUCCGGGAAUUUCAAGAUUCCAUCACAAAGGUACACUGGAAAGCACCUUGUUUCAGUGGUGAUGGUGAGUGGGUAGUUGGUGGUUCUGCUAGCAAAGGUGAGCACAAGAUUUACAUAUGGGAUAGAGCUGGACAUCUUGUGAAAAUCCUGGAAGGACCUAAGGAAGCUCUGAUAGAUUUAGCAUGGCAUCCUGUGCAUCCUAUUGUUGUAUCUGUUUCGCUGAAUGGUUUAGUUUAUAUAUGGGCAAAAGAUUAUACUGAGAACUGGAGUGCAUUUGCUCCUGAUUUCAAGGAGCUUGAGGAAAAUGAGGAAUAUGUAGAGCGUGAAGAUGAAUUUGAUCUGAUUCCUGAGACUGAGAAGGUUAAAGGACCUGAUGUUGAUGAAGAUGAGGAAGUUGACAUUGUAACCGUGGAGAAAGAUGCCACUUUCAGUGAUUCUGAUAUGUCUCAAGAAGAGUUAUGUUACUUGCCAUCAACCCCUAGUCACGAUGUUCCUGAGCAGCAAGAGAAGUGUGUAGAAAGUUCUUCGAAGUUGUUGGACAGCAAUAACACUGGAUCCCCUCUUUCAGAAGAAGCUGGACCAAAUGGACAUAUGAUGAAUCAUGCAUCAAGUCCUCUUGAAGAUGAUGCUGGGCGCAUGAAAAGAAAGCGGAAACCUUCAGAGAAGGUGUUGGAAUUACAAGCAGAAAAAGUUAAGAAACCUUCAAAAUCUAGCAAAUCGGAAAAACCUAAGAGCAAAUCUUUGGCCGAUCAAGAUAAUGGUUAUGGAUAAUGAUGAAUGUUCGUCUAACAUGAGAGUUUAGAUAUAUAUAUGGACUACUUGGAUAUUCCAAAUAAAGAAGCCUCAAUCAAGAUGGAGAGUAAGCUAAUGGUGAUGGUAGUGUUACCCUGUUGAUGAUUUGUAGAUUCAUAAUUAUGAUGAUGACCUUAAUGGAGAUGGAGAGAUGCCAUGGAUAAUGAAGGGUAUGAAGAUCAUAUGGAAGAUGAUUAUUAUGAUUUGAGCUUGAAUGAUUUGCUGGAGUAAAAUGAUCUAGAGUUGGAUUGUUUUGCUUUUGCUUUUGCUAUUUUGAGUAGUGAUCAAAACUUGUACUUUAGAAGUUAUGAAUUUUAGACUUUCAAGUUGUAUGGGAGCUUUUAUGUGUUUUCAUGGAAAGUUUACUUAAAAAUGUUGGUAGUGAUUUUGAAGUUAUUUGAAUGUGUUCAUAAAUUUUUAAACUAAGAUCUCACUAUUUGUAUUUCGAUUAUUCGAUGUAUGUGUUCUUCAGUUGUCGAUUUUAAGUAGUCUUAAUUUCAACUACUUUGGGGUGUAUGUUGUUAAUAAUGGUCCAAAACUGUUUAAUGUAUAAAUGAAGGUGUUCCGGUUUAGAGUAUUGUGAAA